AGGGAGAUUGCAUGCGUAUGCAUGUACGGACAUACAUAUAUUAGAUUGUACCAGGCACUAUUUUGUUUAUUUGCUUUGAAGUAAGACUCAAUUUUGUUUAUUGAGUUGAGAAAUCUUUUUCCGCGGGACUAUAAACCAAAUGGCUCAGCUAUCGGAGGAGCAGUUUCGCAUACUCAUCGAAACUAUACGUGCUCUCGCCCCUCCGAAACCAGAAGAGCCGCAAUCGAAGGGUAGCUUUAGCAACUGUACGGUGCGGUUCAGUGGUCAACGAGACAAUGACGCAGUUGAUGAGUUUAUUACAGCAAUUGAAACGUACAAGGAUGUCGAAGGAAUCAGCGAUCGCGACGCGCUUAAAGGCAUCUCAUUACUGUUUAAUAAUAUCGCGAUUACCUGGUGGAAAGGUGUGAGACGAGAGGCAAAGACAUGGCAGGAUGCGUUAACGCUAUUACGCGAUCAUUUUUCGCCUACAAAGCCAUCUUAUCAAAUAUAUAUGGAGAUUUUUGAAACAAAACAGUCAAACCACGAAGUCAUCGAUGCAUUUGUUUGCAACAAAAGGGCGCUACUGGCCAAAUUGCCAGAUGGCCGGCAUGACGAGGAAACUGAACUGGAUUUUGUUUACGGCCUGAUGUUGUCCAAGUAUAGAGACCAUAUACCUCGCCAUGAAAUCAAAACUUUUCGGGAACUGCUGGAACGCGGUCGCAGCUUGGAACGCACAAGACACUAAUUCAAUUGUUUAUAAUUAUGUAAACUUUGUAAGUUAGAUUAUAAAAUAUGUAAAUAUACAAAUAUAUGUAUAAAAGUAAA
Scaptodrosophila lebanonensis is the source of this 804-nucleotide messenger RNA. It is a transcript of the gene Arc2, whose product is annotated as activity-regulated cytoskeleton associated protein 2. The record is from RefSeq and is a predicted model, not a curated record. The transcript has a single exon. Bases 140 to 724 code for a protein of 194 amino acids. Lineage: Eukaryota; Metazoa; Arthropoda; Insecta; Diptera; Drosophilidae.